Caenorhabditis auriculariae is the source of this 6474-nucleotide messenger RNA. The record is from the annotation of a GenBank genome assembly. Lineage: Eukaryota; Metazoa; Nematoda; Chromadorea; Rhabditida; Rhabditidae.
AUGUUAAGUGCGUCUUCAAGCACGGGUACAAUUAAUGAACGUUCCGGCGUACAUAAGUGGAUAUUUUCCAAUGAGGAGGUUAGUCCUGGUUAGAAAGUUUUCGCAAAAAAACAUUUGAUUGUUUUGCAGAUGCAGCAAGCUGCAAGUAUUGUUGAUGGAUAUACACUACAAGAAGAGCUGACAUUUCGGCAACAAGCCGCAAGUUUCAUUCAAGAAAUGGGCGAAAUGUUGAAUCAUGGGAUUAGAGACCGAGGAAGGACGUUAGUUUUUUUUCUUUCGAAGUUUAUUUGAUAACAUUUUACGAUAGUUCGCGCGAAGUCACUUAGCAACAUUUUCCUUUCCCUGAAAUCCUGAUCUUCUUUCAUACGUAGUCGCGCGCCUGUCAAGAUUUCUCACAUCUGUGGGAGUCGGUCGAAAUCUCUUAACGCUUUUGCGUCAAAGGAGUACACUAAUUCCAGCCCUUUUUUUUUGUACCCACUACUUUUGAAUGUUACUGUUCUUAUGAAGAGAUGAAGGCAGAGAAAAUCUGUCUGACUUUUGGAUUUUUAAAAUCUUUAGACGUAAAGUAGUUUUACGAUAACAUGUCUCCUUCAAUGGAAUACUCGAAAAUAUCAUGCAUUUCCUGUAGAAACAAAUACUACACGCUCGCGACUCUUCUCUCUGUACGAUGGUAGGAAGGAAUUUUGGUUCCCCGAAUAUUCGGGAGCGUUAAUUGUGCAUACAUCAAUCUUGGAUGCUCGAAUCUUUGAAAAUUUGAAUCUUUGAAAACGAUUCUUGGGGAUAUUCCCCUCUUUUUUGAAUUUCCAUCUUUUCUUUCCUUCAUUUUUUUUUCCUUGGUCGUUCUAUUGUGAGGAUGUCGUGUUUCGACCUCAAAUGAACACUAUGCUUUUUUCAACUAACUUUUUAUCAAAUAAUGCGUCUUUCUCGCAUACACGUAGUCAAAUAUUCGCUGCAGAACGGCUACCACAUUUUCAUUCACUCUGUAUACAUUCUCCAUCAGUUUCCGUUUUCAUAAAAAAAUUGAAAAAAAUAUAAAAAAAUCAGAAAAAGAAGUGAAUAUUCCCAAGAAUUUGUUUUCAAAGAUUCGAGCAUCCAAGAUUGGUGUAUGCACAAUUAACGCUCACAAAUAUUCCUGGAUCCAAAAUUCUAUCCUACCAUCCUCUGUACAUGUUUUUUUGUUUACAGAAACUGCCUCGAAGUUGCAAAUAGAAUAUAUAACAGUUUUUUUGGUAUAUAAUGGUUAGGAACAAAAAAAUAGUAAAUAAAAUACCAGAACGAAAAGAAAAAAAUUACGAAAACAUUGUUAAAGAGAAAUAAAAUUUGGGGGAAAAAAAGAAAGCAUUCUACAUAGAAACCAUUAACAAGGAAGGUGAUUUAACUUAGUCCUUGGGAAUUUUAUUAGAUAAAGUAGGCCUUUUCCAAAAAAUUUCCAACCGAAGAGUAAAAUGAACUUCCAUGUCAGAUUAUUUGUAUGAUGCGAAAAUGAUGGAAACAUUUUGAAGAUGUAUUGCAAAAAUAAUUUCCAGACAGUCAAAAUUUUAUUUUUCUUUCAGGUCGCUCCUAGGUUUGUGCAUAGCCAACAUUCAUAUGCAUCGCUUUUUCUACUUCCAUUCUUUCAAAAGAUUCGAUUACAGGGUUUCUUUGUUGGUAAUUUUCUUCCUGAUUUCGAAUUUUCAGGACGUUGCUGCAGCGUGUUUACUCCUGUCUGGAAAGAGCGAAGAAUGUCCCCGAAAGCUUUCUCAUAUUGUGAAAGUUUGGUGGGGGAAAAAGUUUCCGAUGGUGAAGUCUCCACCUUCAGGCGGCGUCAGUUAACAGAUUCCAACCUCUUUAAUCUACAUUUGAUUUUAGGUAUCGAUGGAGGCAGAGCAAUAUUUGGUCACUUUAGAGAACCUCGUCCUUCAAACAAUAGGUGAAUAACUUGUUUUUUUUUUCUGCUUUACAAGCUGCUUAAUAAAAAAAAAGACAGAGUUAUUGGGAAUCUUUUUAAAAGUGCGACUUAAAAGUACUUUUUAGUCUCUUCUCAAUCUAAGUCGCAACAAGUUUCGAAUCAUUUUUAAUGUCAUAAAUAACGUACUGCCUCAUUCGGAACGAAAGAAAAAAUUAAUCUUUUUGGUGAUGCUUGAAAAUAUGAGAAAAUUCCCGCUUAAUUCAUUUUUUCCGAAAUGUUUCUGAUUUUUUAUAGCCUUCGAUAUCAACGUUGAAGUGCCGCACCAGCACGUUUUUGAAGAUUAUGAACGAUCUGGACAAAGGUUAGGGUUUCUUAGUUUCUUUGUGUACAGCGUAUUUCUACAGGAGGUCUACACAAAAAAAUAACCGCAGUCGCCUACUAUUUUGCCACUGAUAUGUAAGAUUCAUUGAAGAAAAUGUGUAAAAAAAAAGGAAUUGGUAAUUUUCAGACUGUGUGUCAUGAACUGGACAAUCCGUUUCUCAAGUAUAUCGAUUGCCGUUGCAUGCAUACACAUUGUGUGUAUCUACGCCGAUUUCAAGGUGCUGAACUGAAAUCUUGGUUGGCUUGAGACGCGGUUCAUGGUCCAGAAUCGCUCGCCACUUCCACUUCCAUCUCCUAUCGUUCUCUCUUUGUCUUUUUGCGCCCCUUUUCGAGUAGCCGUAGCGCGGUAUUGCUGCCCUUGCACUUCCUCGUGGAGUCUCGGCGUCGGUCUCAGUUUUGUUGUCGUGGAAAAGAUCUGUGAUAAAAAAAACACCAAAUUCUACUCAUAAACCUUUCAUAUUUAAUUUUUUGAAAAAAGUUCUAGUCAAAGUUAGAAUUAAGAGAAAAUAAUGAAUAAAUAAAGACUUGAGAAAGCAAGAAAUUAAGAGAUAGUUUUUUUUUUCGAAAGAAAUGCGUAAGUGGAGCCCUCUUAUUUGAGAAACAUCUUGAAAAAGAACUGAAUGAAGUUUGCGAACGAAUUUGAAACUUUCCCAUGAGUUUUUUAACUGUAACUUUAGAGUUUUGUGUCUCCACAAAAGUGCAAACCUGUACUCGAGUGAAACUUAGAGCGAAAAUGAAACUAACCUUCCUGUAGACUCCACGCAUCGCGAGUGGCACCCGCGAUGCGCACACGAUAAGUGAAGCGCGCGAACUUAGAGUAGAGUGGAUGUAAUAGAGUGGAAGUGCUGCAUGGUCGGAUUUGUCGGUUCUCUGAACUGACGGAAAGACCUCUCACGUCCAUAUACACGCCUUGCAGGUAUGUUGGGGCGUACAUAGUAGCAAACCGAGCUCUUCCUAUUUUUAUUCCUCUUGACUUUUCGGGCUUUGUUGUUGAGACUUCCCUCGAGAAAAUAGAAACGCUUCAAUUUAAAGUGUAUCUGAAAGUUGAAAAAUUCGAUUUCUUCCGAAUAAAAAAUGUUUUUUUACUCAGAUUUUCAAAUCAUGCUAUUUUUUGAAAUAUUUAACAGCACAACUCUCCGUUUUCGGAGAAAAAAAAAACGCUUAAAGAAUAGCUUUUCUGAGAGGUGCCGUUAUUGGAUAGAGCAAUAUUGAAAUUUUCGAUAUUCGUCUUUUCGAGGAGUUUUUUGAAACUAAAAUAAGAAGCUUCAAUUAUAUCUUUUUCGGAGAGACUUACCCGAAACCGUCAAUAUUUUUUCCUGGUUUCCUUUUUUUUUCAAGGAUGUUACUUUAAAAUUUUUCAAAAAUUUUUUUCUUAUCGAGAGAGGUUUUAGGAAAAAAAUGGCGGGACGACUUUUUGCAGUCGCGACGCGGCUUUUUGAAAAAGAAACUCGAGCGAAAAACUAUUUUUUUAUUAAAAAUAUUUUUUUGUCUCUUUUUAUUAGUUGUCAUGGUUUUGGAUAUUUCGUUGACUACGGACAGUUUGAAAAAAAUCUUAUAAAAUAAAUAUAAAAAAAUUCCCGUCAAAAAAACCGCACCGCGACCGCGUCACUCAUGCCAAUCUAUCUCUAUCGCCAAAAAUCCACUAUUAAAACGCUAGCCAUUUCUCUUUUUUCUAAAAAUGAAUUUAUACAUUUGACUUUCGAAAACAAAAUUACCUCGUUUUGCUAUAAUAAACUUUGAGUCGGUUGAAUUCUUAUGGGCGUUGGGGGAUGACCUGUUUUGGGCGUAGUUUUCUGAGGCGAUGGACACGAUCAUCUAAGCUUUACCAGUUUUUACAGAAAAAUUUCGAUCCAAGUCGUUUUUUUUUUCAGAUAGCCACACUACGGCCAUCUGAUGUGACUGGCGAGUGGUAUUCGAGCUACGACAAAGAGAUGACGAAGGAAUGUCUGACUGGUGGGUUCUGAAGGCUCGAGCAGCUUCGAACUGUUCCAACUCUCAGAGAUGAGCAACGAGUUCAUGCAAGUCUACAAGUCGUGCUCUCAUCUCCAUCUCGCGUCCCUCAAGCAGCUCGAAAAACAUCGAUGUAUGGCUUAAAACCGUUCACAACAAACACUUGUAUUAUUUCAGUAACAGCACCUUCAUCUUCCGCGCAAGUUCGAACGGAAGAAUCUACAGGAGGAGUUCUACCGCCACCUCCUGCAGCUCCGAGUUUCAACUCUCACAAAAAAGUACAUUCGGUUUGCAAAAAUAACAACUGUUCUGAAAAUGUUGCAUUUGAAGGAAACAAAGCAAAUGGUCAUGAUGGAAAAUAGUCCGCGGCCAGGCUUCAAUCAUGAAUUGAAUAACGUCGAGACUCGAACUGAAGCACAGAAGGUUUCAGCCAAAGAGGAGAAAAAAGAAGGAAAACGAGAAAUUGUCGAAGAAAAGACGCACGCCAUUGAAGGUUUGGAUUUCCUCUUCAUCGUCGAAGUUACAUUUUUUACUAGGUGAAGCCUUAUCUGUUUUUUCUAGAAAAAUCGCCUUUUUUGAAACUCUUUGAAGACUAUCCUGUGAAGAAAAUACGUUAAAUGUGAAAGAAAGUUUUGUAUGUUUUUAUUUGCAGCUUUCAAACUUUAUAUUAAAACAAGGCUAAGUAGAGAGUGCUAUUUUUUAACACUUUGAAAAGUGCAAGAAUAAUCUGUUCUUUGUUGCGCAAAAAUCAUUAAUGAUCUGGCAACUUUUUUUCAUUUUUGCAGAGAGAAAUUAGAUUUUUAGAGCAUAAAACUUCCAAUGUGACGCCCAAUUUCUCCAUUAUAGUGGCCGCACUAUCAAAUGGGAAGCUUGCAAGGACGCAAGAAGAAGAAAGGAAGCGAAGAGACCGUAGGAAGCAUGAAGAACGCGACAAAAACUCGGUGGUGCAGCAUCGUGAGAGAAACGACCGCGACAGACACUACGUCCGCGACAUGGAGACCUCCGACCGCCUGGAGAAGGAGCGGCUUAGAGAAGAGGAGCGACGGAAACGAGAGCACGACCGAAUCGCCGGUCGCACGGAGUUUCACGCCACACAUGCUAGGUAGGUUAUCGCCUAGGCAUCUCAAACAUACUUUUCAUUGCUAGAACGUCCGGAAAAUUUUCAUUUGACCUCCUGCUUGAUUUCUUUUCCACUUCAACUUUUUUUGCCGCUGACAAAAAAAAAUGCAAAAAGACGCGGUCUAGGGAUUUUCUAAAAGUUUUUCGAGAGCAAUGUUCAGACGACUCAAGCGAAUUUUUCCCGCUUACCUCCUUUCAACCUAGAAUUGGCAAUUCGAAAUUUGAAGUUAAUGUUUUUUUACGGUCGUUUGAAGCUUUGAACAUUUGAUAUUUGGAAGCUUUAGAGCACUAGUGAACAAGAGAUAGGCAUCGAAAUUUCGAACGUUCUCUUUUGAAGAUUUACGGCUCGAAGGUUCAGACCUACACUUUUGAAAAGUUUUUUGCAGCAUGAUUCUCCAAAAACUUUGACUAUUUUCUUCAGAAACCACAUUAUGAAUAAAAUAUAUUUGUAUAAAUGCUCCGUACUGUGUGGCGCCAUAAUUAGGCUGAUAUUUGAAAAACAAACGUUUUUACUUGAAUCGUAACCAUGUGAUCUAGAACUCAGUUCAGUAUUUUCUUUAUAUUUUAUUUCCUUGUUGUUAACAUAGAAAAAGAUCAUGUUCGGAGUACUUCUGUUGUCUGCGAAAUUUUUUUUUGCCUUUUUCACGGCUUAUCUUAUAGUGAGAAAAGGGCACGACUGGAAAAUCUGUCAAGCAGUUUUGUGCCGGCUUCAAAUGGCGCCUGCUCUCGUCUGCCACUCACUACGUCCUCUGCUUCAACUGAUUUUUCCACAAACCAGACUUUUCCUUCGCGAGAUAGGGAGUCAAACGGGGACAAGGUGAGCGUAGGGUGGUGGUUCUGUUUCUUGAUAGAUGUUUUCAGGCUCCAAGACCAAUGCCGCUCUCAAGCAACAGCUACCGAUGUUUGGAGAAAAAUGGACAUCCACAGCUGGCGACGAUGACUAAGCGGCCGGAGCGACCCCUGUCACCACCGAACGCGCCUGUUUUGGGCAGGUAGUUGUGUGGCGGAUUGGCGCAGACGAUCGUCUCCGUAGGUUCGAUCCCAAGCCGCCACUUUCUCCGCUUCCUGCGCCGCCGUCUUUGCUCUUGCCGUAUUGCCGCGCUCGCGGCGAUUUGGAGGACGGAGAGCUCGAAUGA